GCCCCCCACAAAAAGGUGGGUUGGAGGUAUAGCUCAGUGCACAGGUACUGAAAAGGGGAGUGCCUUUUGUGUUGUCAGGGCUACUCCUCUCUUUAUGUAUGGCUGCAGCAGCUUCCUUUCCUCCCUGGGUGUGCAGAUGGUGACCCCACCUUUGUGGGGGGAUCAUAGGGAAUGAAGUGCUGUUAGCAUGGAGAGCAAGCUCUCAGUUCCCCAUAGUCCUAACACUCUGAGCUUGACACAUUGUUCUGCAGGCUAAGCUUCGAAUCUUAAGCCAAGUGGCCUUUUCCAGAGCACUCCUGUUGUGUGGGGUGGUCCAUUUGACAUUUUUCCUUUGUCCCCUGAGGAGGACUUGCUUAGAUGUGGUAAGGAAUAAGAACAAAAGUAUAUGGGAUUCUACCCUUUCGCUGGGAAGCUUGUGUCUGACAGUGUUGGGGAAAGACUCCCUUUGGGAGUUAGUGGGAGGUGAGGCUUUGCCACCUUGAUCGGUGGACCUGGAGCUGCCCAGUGCCCAUCCACAGCUCCCAGCUCUUCCCAGCACCUCUGAUGAGGCUGCUCCGGGACUUGCUGGGUGAAGGGUGUGGGGGAGAGCAGAGCAGUGAGUGUGCAGCCAGAUGGACGUCAGAGCCAGCUCCAGGCCAAGAACAGGGUUGAAGGAUGUGUUUGUCCAGUGCUAAUUGAGGGCACAGGGACAGUGGUGGCUUCAGCAGGGCUUGAGGGGCUUUCAUUACCCAGUGAGCUAGAUGGCAAGCCGGAGAUUAUGUGGCUUCUCCCAAGAGGCCCUGUAUGUGUGGUUUGCUAGAAACCAUCAUGCUGCCGUAACUAAAUAGUGAUGAUUUCUGUCUUGGUUCCUGGAUGUGGGUGUCUAAGACUGCUUGGAGCUGAGUGUUGGGGGACACGGGAACAGAGCUCAAGGGAAGUCAGCUCUAAUACUUAUCAUGAACUCCGUCUGAGGGUUUGGACAGGAGGGGUCUAGCUCUGGCUGAUUGUUCUACUAGCUAGGAUUCUUACCAGCUCAACCAGUGUCUUCCCUUGUAGAACCUUUUGACCACUCAAGUUUUAGAAAAAGCUAGGGGUAGAGAAUUAGCUCAGUGCUGCACACCUGCGGGGCAAGUGCAAGGUCCUGAGUUUAGUCCCUGGUACCAAAAAAAGUUAUCCCCACAAGUGGGGGCCCCAAGACCAAAGUGAAGAACCUUGUCCAGGGUCUUACACUGGUUGGUGGGAAAGGAAACAGUGUUCCUCUGUUGGAGGGAUUGUAUAAGGAACAGUCCAUUUCAGCACCUACGGUUAUGUAGGAUCCUGGACCUUUGUCUGCAUCUCUAAGGAGAUUGAAUGAAAUGGUCUGGUAGGGCCUUGUAAUCCUGACAGAUGGGGUUCUCCUUCCUCUGCAGUUUUUGUCUUGACUCCUUUGCUGCUUAAUGCAGAGUUCUUGGUUCCUGGCGUGCUCAUUCUAGUUUCUGAGAGGACAUGCAUGAGUUGUCAUUAUCCUUGAAGAAAGGAGGGUUUUGAGGUAGCAAACAGGAUCAUCAUUUGCCCACAAUGAAGCCCUGCACUCAGAGUGCUGGAGCCUCAUUGGUCAUUAACUUACCUUUUGGGAGAUGCUCUGACGUCACCUGUGUACCCUGCACAGGGUCUCUGAUGGGCCUGGGUGACAUUAUCUCACAGCAGCUGGUGGAGAGGCGGGGCUUGCAGGGGCACCAGACAAAGCGGACCUGGACCAUGGUGUUCCUGGGCUGUGGCUUUGUGGGCCCUGUAGUAGGAGGCUGGUAUAAGAUUUUGGACCGGCUCAUUCCUGGCACCACCAAGUUGGAUGCGCUAAAGAAGACAUUGUUGGACCAGGGGGCCUUUGCGCCGUGUUUCCUAGGCUGCUUCCUGCCACUGGUGGGGACACUUAAUGGACUGUCAGCCCAGGAUAACUGGGCCAAACUGCAGCGGGAUUAUCCUGAUGCCCUCAUCACCAACUACUACCUCUGGCCUGCUGUGCAGUUAGCCAACUUCUACCUGGUCCCCCUGCACUACAGGUUGGCUGUUGUCCAGUGUGUGGCUGUCAUCUGGAAUUCCUACCUAUCCUGGAAGGCACAUCAGCUCUAACACUGCCCUGCUGCAUCUUUCCCAUGUGCCGCGAUGCACCGUGUGACCCUGAUGCCCACAGGCUCUUCAGACUUCUGCAGAUCAGUGUGCGUGAGGUGGGGUUGUUGCUCAGAGCACUCUACAGUGGCACAUUUCACUCUGGAAUGUGUACUGACUGCUGAAAUCACUGGCGCCUUUGAUACAUUCACAGGACAGGGAUGUAUUCUGAGAACAGCACCAUUAGGCAGUUGCAUCCUAUAUGACCACCACGGAAGAUCCUUACACACAUGUGCAUGGCAUAGGUCAGCCGCUCAGCGUGGCCUUGUGAUACAAACAGUACGUGGUAAACUCAGAUGCCUGAGGCCGCCGCCUGCCUAACGCCUACUGUUUACAGUUAGCUUUUUUUUUUUUUUUUUGGUACUGGGGAUUGAACUCGGGUCCUUGCGCUUGCAAGGCAGGCCACCGAACCUCUGAGCUAAAUCCCCAGCCCUACAGUUAGCUUUUUAAAAAAUAAUGGAUACACUAUAAAAUAAUAGAGUAUAAUAAACCAAUAACAUUGUUAUUUAUUGUCAGGUGUUCUGUACUGUACAUAAGUGUACAUGCUGUGCUUUUUUAUAACCGGCAGCACAGGACUUUUUCCACUAAUACCACCAACAGGAAGAUGCAUGCAGUAUGAUGUUGUAGCAGCUACUGUGCCACUAGGUGAUUGGAAUUUUGGGGCUCCAUUAUAAUUUUAUGGGGCCACAGUUGUGUAGUCUAUCAUUGAGUGAAAUGUCAUUUACAGCACACAAUUGUAAUCUGCUCACACCACGGAUAAGAUUAUGCAUUCCAUAA
This is a messenger RNA of Fukomys damarensis (Damara mole-rat), 2901 nucleotides long. RefSeq names its product mitochondrial inner membrane protein MPV17 (gene Mpv17). The record is from RefSeq and is a predicted model, not a curated record. Gene Ontology annotation, cellular component: cytoplasm; membrane. The transcript is spliced from 6 exons. Lineage: Eukaryota; Metazoa; Chordata; Mammalia; Rodentia; Bathyergidae. Bases 1537 to 2088 code for a protein of 183 amino acids.